UCAUUAUAUAUAUCUGUCUCUCUCUCUUUCUCUUUAAUAAUGGGUGUAGAAUCUAACGAACCACUAACACCGGCUGGCCGGCUGUUCGUACAACCUUCGACCGAACAAAUCAUAAACUGUGUUCUUGGUCUCGACCACCCGGUUGGGCCCGAACUCACACGAUCAGUCAUCUUAAAUUCUCUUGUCAUCAAACACCCUAGAUUUACAAGCCUUUUAGUCAAAGACAAAAAAGGCCGUGAAUAUUGGCAAAAAAUCGAACUAGAUGUUGACCGUCACAUCAUUUUCGUCCCUGACCCUAUCAACAAUAAUAACGAUAAGGACAGGGACGACAAUAAAGACGAUGAUGAAACAGCGGUCAAUGAUUAUAUCGCUGACCUGACUGUUUCAUCUCCAUUGAGCUAUGACAAGCCUCUUUGGGAGGUACAUAUUUUAGCAUCACACAAGUGCGUCGUGAUGCGUCUGCAUCACGCACUUGGUGAUGGUGUUUCGCUCUUUUCGUUGAUGCUAACUAUGUGUAGAAAAGUUAGUGAUGGAGAUAAGAUGCCGGUUGUUGAGCCUUUGGUAUCAUCUUCGAGAAAUGAUCAUAGAAGAGAACAUCUUGCAAGUAGAUUUUUAAAGUUGUUGAAAAUGAUGUGGUUUACAUUGAUUUAUAUGUUCGAGUUUUGUUUGAGGACUUUGUGGGUUCGAGACAAGGAGACGGACAUUAGAGGAGGAGCAGGGGUCGAGCUGUGGCCGAGGAAGCUCGUCACGGCUAAGUUUAGCCUUGACGACAUGAAAAUGGUUAAAAAUGCCGUCGUGAACACGACGAUCAACGACGUCCUUUUUGGUGUUAUAUCCUUCGGGAUAUCAAGAUAUUUGGAAACUAAUUCCACAAAACCUCUUCAAGAAGGGCUUCGAAUCACUGGUGCAGCCAUUGUUAAUCUCAGACCAUCACCAGGACUCCAGGAUCUCACAGAAUUAAUGAAGGGAAAAUCAAGAUCAAGGUGGGGAAACAAAUUUGGCAUGAUGCUCUUACCAGUUUACUACCAUAAAAAGAGCUCGGAUCCACUGCAGUAUUUAAAGAGAGCAAAGAUGAUGAUUGACAGGAAAAAGCUUUCAUUAGAGGCUUUUCUAUCAUACAAAAUCGGCUAUAUUAUUAUGAAAUGCUUUGGAGCAAAGUUUGCAAGCUAUCUUAACUACAGGAUCAUUUGCAACACUAGUUUCACUAUAUCAAAUGUGGUUGGCCCAAAAGAUGAGUUCACAAUUGGAGGUGUCCCAGUUACCUACAUUAGAACAACGUCUUCAAGCUUAGCACAUGCAAUUACUAUGCACAUGGUGAGUUAUGCAGGAAAGGCUGACAUGCAAAUUCUUGUAGCAAAAGACCUCAUUCCACACCCAGAAAAAUUAGCAAAAUGUUUUGAAGAUGCACUUCUUGAAAUGAAGGAAGCUGCAUUGAAACUGAGAGGCGAUCUACCAUCUAAACUUCCAUAAAGUUAUGGGUAUAAGAAUGAUGUUAAAUAUCAGGUAGGAAACUAGAUUUGUAGGUGCUACCACGCAUGUUAGAAAGUCAACAGUUAAAAAUGCUACGAGUUUGAAGUAAAUAUAUGUGGGCAAAUAUGUGGACAUUGGCAUAAGCUAUUAAGGUCCAUGACAAUAUUCCAACAUAUACCAUUUAAACUAUUAAUCCUAAGUGAUCAGAUACAAUAUAUUAUUCACAAGACUAA
Molecule: messenger RNA, 1703 nt
Organism: Erigeron canadensis
Lineage: Eukaryota; Viridiplantae; Streptophyta; Magnoliopsida; Asterales; Asteraceae
Product: wax ester synthase/diacylglycerol acyltransferase 4-like
Exons: 6
Coding region: 40-1470 (476 amino acids)
Biological process (GO): triglyceride biosynthetic process
Cellular component (GO): plasma membrane
Molecular function (GO): long-chain-alcohol O-fatty-acyltransferase activity; diacylglycerol O-acyltransferase activity
Source: RefSeq, a predicted model, not a curated record